AACAAAACGCAUGCAUCAGGCGGAGGUAUAUAAAGACAAUGGCAAUCUGUCACGUCGCUCGCAUUCAUCAGACUCUGAGUGUUUUAACAAUUUGCUGGAGCCAUGCAGCUCACCGUAGUUCUAGUUCUGUGUUUUGUUUCGAUUUUGAAAUGCUCGUCACAAGGCGUUACAGAAUCUGAGACCCAGUAUUCGACUGAAGGAUCUUCUGCGGGAACUCAAGCCAUUGACUGGGAUACAGCUGAUUCUCCUGCAAGAACGACCCUGCAGAAUGGCGGACGAAGGCGACAUGAACAAAAUACUAGAACUACUUCCGAUUACACAACUUUAUUUCCAAACCAAUGGGGUCCAGUGAUGAUGCCCAUGAUGCAGCCGCCUUUCGGAACUAGAAUUCCGAAUGCAGACACAAGAGAGAGAAUGCAGGAUACGCGUGACUUUGAUCCAAAUCCGAGACGCCAAAAAGAAUCUCCAGAAAAUUUGACACAAAAAGUUGACCAGUAUCCAAAGCCGACCGAUACUUCAAGAAAUCAAAUGACCGCACCCUUCAUCCCUUAUUCUCCAUAUAUGUUUUAUCCUGCUCAGAAUCCUGCUGAGGUAUCAGAAGAUACACGCUUUUCCAUACCAAGUAAUUCAGCGAAUGAUGCGCAACCUUUAACACUACAGGACCUUAGUGAAAAAAUGAACAUUUCUGCAUCUUCACCUGAUCAAUUUUUCUACAGACUACCAAAUGCUGGAUUUCACGAAAGAUUUGGUCGUAUGCCCUUUCCUCUUAUGAGAUACCCCCCACCAGGAUUCUCCUUACGUAACACACCUGAUGGCAGAAAUCAAGAAAGUUUUGUUCCAUUUUCUCCUUAUGCACUCCCUCCUUAUGGAUUAUAUCCUCCCUCCCCUCCUCCGGCAGCUAUACCUACUGAUGAAGGCAAUCCACAAGUUGACAUUUUUGUUCGAUCACCAUACAUCGAUAGGGAACCUGGGACUGAAAAUCUCGGACCUAAAGAAGUGCCUAUCCGAUCCGAUGCAAAUGCUGAUCUGAAUUCCCCAGACGUGCCACCGAGUACUCCAACACCUGUUGAUACUGUUCCUGCAGAAUCAAUACCUAGACCUCCUCUCCCAAUCAAUCCAUUUCCUUUUGGAUUUUUUCCUCCAGGUAUUGUACCACCAUCUUUAUUUCCCCUUCCUCAAGGAGAAAUUCCACCUCCUACUCUUCCUCCUCGAUUAAUACCAAGCCCACCAGUGCCAUCUAUUGAACCCUUACCACCAAGGGUCCCACCAGUAGUCCCUCCAUCCGUUCCUCCUGCAACACCAGUGGAUCGCAUGCCAGAAAUUGUUCCAGCACCACCUGCUGCUAUUGAUUUACCACCUCCUGCCGUAGAAUUGCCACCUCCCGAAGGACCAGCAAACUUGCCUGCUCCUGUAUCAGAAUCUAGUACGGUUCCUGAGAGUGUCCCGCCCCAAGGAGAUGUUUUCACAGGCGACAAGGAACUAUAUGAGUUCGGAUUUGAUAUGAAUGAUGGGAAAGGCACAGAUCAGCACAGACAAGAAAGCAAAGACGAAGCUGGUGUCGUAACUGGAAGUUACGGAUACAGAGACGCGUUUGGAGUUUACCGUUUAGUUAACUACAUUGCAGAUAAAAAUGGUUACAGAGCAUUCAUUCAAAGUAAUGAACCUGGAGUUGCCAAUCCUGGAAGUGCUGAUGUGGUGGUGAUGGCUGAGCGCCCGCCCCCACAAACUGUUGCCGAAAGCUUAAAGCCAACACAACCGGUGCCUGUAGAAGUACCGGAUGAUUUGAUUGUGCAAGCAAGCGAGAACAAAUAAUGACUCCAUAGAUGAAAACACUCGAAUUUCAUUCAUAGAGGAACAUUUCGGAUGUUAAUGAAAUUAUAGUACAUUUUAGUGCGUACAUUUAGCAAUGAGAUUUAAUCUAUAGCUGCAUCUUUUCUACUGUCAUUUCUUCGCUCAGUAAUUUCAUUUUGAUGCUGUCAUUUGCUCUCAUGUAUAUUAUUUAAUUUUGCUUAUUAAUACAUAUAAUUAACUCUUGAAUAUUUACAAAAACAAUUUAACAGUAAAACUGCUAAACGUUAAUACAGUAACAGUAACAUUUACUAAAACAAUAAUAUUUAAUAAAAUAGUUACACAGCAGGGAAGCAUCUAUGUUUAUAUUCCAAUGGCUUUUAUAAAAAUUUCAAUGAUUUACACUUCGGAUAGUAUAAUUUAUGUAAUAUACAGUUAAAUAUUAUUUAAUGUUACGCUUUAAUGAAUAAUUUUUGUCUUAAUUAUAACUUAAAUUCGUACAAAAUUCAAUGAAUAUGACACAAUAUUUAUGAACAAUGUUUUUAAUUAUAGAUAAUAUAAUGGUAUUUGUGCCUGACAUUGUGUCUUUUUGAUAAUAUUUUACAUCUCAUUUUUUGAAAUAUUUUACUGUCAUUUAUUGCAGAAAAAAUAUAAAUUUCUUUAAAUAUCUUAAUUUAUUAUGAAAAAAAUUCUUAGUGAGCCAUGACUUUUAUUGAGCGUGAUAUAUCAUUUUCCUCAUAUAUUAAUGAAUCUGUAAUUUGAUAAAAUAUAGCUUUUAUAGUUUCUAAUAGAAAAAAAAAUUAUUUCUUUUGAUGCAUGUUUAAAUUUGAUUGU
Messenger RNA from Argiope bruennichi, 2622 nucleotides. RefSeq lists its product as uncharacterized. The record is from RefSeq and is a predicted model, not a curated record. Gene Ontology annotation, cellular component: extracellular matrix. Lineage: Eukaryota; Metazoa; Arthropoda; Arachnida; Araneae; Araneidae. Bases 103 to 1812 code for a protein of 569 amino acids. The transcript has a single exon.